Hymenoscyphus albidus is the source of this 588-nucleotide messenger RNA. The record is from the annotation of a GenBank genome assembly. Lineage: Eukaryota; Fungi; Ascomycota; Leotiomycetes; Helotiales; Helotiaceae.
AUGUCUUCUCCAAAUCCCAAUCUCUGCACUGAAAAUCUUAUCCUUCGUCCCGCCAUCGCUUCCGAUGCCGCCCCCCUCGCAGCCAUUUUUGCCAACCCCCUCAACACCCAACAUGAACCACACAGACCAAGCAACCCAACGGUAGAAGAAUACCAAGGCCGAAUCGCAAAAUGGGAGGACCUGCGCGCUUGUGGGAAGGCCUACUUUCUGGUCAUAACCCGACGUCUAACAGUUUCAUCACCUGCGGAUGGCGUUAUUGGAUUCGGUGGCAUCAAUGCUAUCUCUACGGACGCCCAGGGUAAGCGAGUUGCGGACUUGGGUGUGCUGAUUGAUAGCUCCGAGUGGAGGAAGGGGUACGGGCGGGAAGCGUUGCAGGCUACGUUGGACUUUGCAUUCCGGAAGGUGGAGGAGGAGGGCGUCGGGUGCGAGGAAGCGUAUUUUGAGACAUUGGCCGUGAAUACGCCGUUUCAAGGACUUGCUGGUCGGAUGGGGUUGGAGAAGUGGAAGCAAGUGAAGAGUGAGGGAAAGGAGGUUGAAUACAGGUUCAGCAAGGAGGAUUGGGAGGGAAUGAAGAAUGGAAGUGCGUAA